Messenger RNA from Oncorhynchus tshawytscha (Chinook salmon), 3213 nucleotides. RefSeq names its product amyloid-beta A4 protein-like. The transcript is spliced from 17 exons. The coding region runs from base 165 to 2219 and encodes 684 amino acids. Gene Ontology annotation, cellular component: plasma membrane; early endosome; Golgi apparatus. Gene Ontology annotation, biological process: central nervous system development; axonogenesis. Gene Ontology annotation, molecular function: transition metal ion binding; heparin binding; signaling receptor activator activity. NCBI's taxonomy places the organism in Eukaryota, Metazoa, Chordata, Actinopteri, Salmoniformes, Salmonidae. The record is from RefSeq and is a predicted model, not a curated record.
AGGCUUUGGAGCAGCUGGCCAGCCUCGUCGCUCUCCAUCAUCCUAUGCUCGUAACAAGCACCGUCGCCAAGCGGGAGUGCACGGGAACGGGAUAGAGGCUCAUACUAACGGAUUGAUCUGAAUAUUUUCAAGAUAUUGGACGGAACUGAUUUAGGGUCAACGGCAUGGUCGAGCGAACAGCAUUUCUGUUGUUAUGGGUGGCAACCUUGACGCUGACAUCGGAGGUGCCAUCUGAUGACUCAGUGGCUCUGCUAGUGGAGCCCCAGGUAGCCAUGUUCUGUGGGAAGCUCAACAUGCACGUCAACGUCCAGAGUGGCAAGUGGGAGCCAGACCCCUCCGGCACCAAGAGCUGCAUCGGAACCAAGGAGGGCAUCCUGCAGUACUGCCAGGAGGUGUACCCUGAGCUCCAGAGCACAAACGUGGUGGAGGCCAAUCAGCCAGUCAGCAUCCAGAACUGGUGCAAGAAGGGACGCAAGCAGUGUCGCAGUCACACACACAUCGUGGUGCCCUACCGCUGCCUGGUUGGGGAGUUUGUGAGUGAUGCGUUGCUGGUUCCUGAUAAGUGCAAGUUCCUGCACCAGGAGAGAAUGGACAUGUGUGAGAGGCACCUGCACUGGCACACCGUGGCUAAAGAGUCCUGUAGAGACCGCACCAUGAAUCUCCAUGACUACGGCAUGCUGUUGCCAUGUGGCAUCGACCGUUUCCGAGGGGUGGAGUUUGUGUGUUGCCCGGCAGACACGCAUCGCGAGUCAGAGAGCGUCGAGCUGACUGAGUCUGACGUGUGGUGGGGCGGAGCCGAGACUGAAUACACCGAUAAUGGCAUGCUUCACCAGGCGGAUCAGGGGGCUGCCACCACUGAGGAUGAUGAGGAUGCCUUCGAUAGGGAAGAGGACGGUGAUGAGGAUGAAGAUGAUGUGACUGACAAACGGGACAGUGGUGAACGCACCUCCAACAUCGCCAUGACAACUACCACCACGACCACCACCGAGUCGGUUGAGGAAGUUGUCAGAGUGCCCACCAUGGCCCCUGCCCCCCCUGACGUAGUCGACCAUUACUUGGAGUCUACUGGAGACGACAACGAACACGCCGACUUCCAGAAGGCCAAAGAGAGUCUGGAGGCCAAGCACCGUGAGAGGAUGUCCCAGGUGAUGAGAGAGUGGGAGGAGGCAGAGAGGCAGGCCAAGAGUCUCCCUCACGCUGACAAGAAGGCUGUCAUUCAGCACUUCCAGGAGAAGGUGGAGGCCCUGGAGCAGGAGGCAGCAGGAGAGAGACAGCAGCUGGUUGAGACCCACAUUGCCCGGGUGGAGGCCCUGCUCAACAGCUGCCGUCGCAUGGCCCUGGAUAACUACCGUAGCGCCCUGCAGGCCAACCCACCCAGGCCUCGUCAGGUGCUGGGGCUUUUGAAGAAGUAUGUCCGUGCGGAGCAGAAGGACAGACAACACACCCUGAAACACUACGAACACGUCCGCAUGGUGGACCCCAAGAAGGCUGCUCAGAUCCGACCCCAGGUGAUGACCCACCUGCGUGUGAUUGACGAGAGGAUGAACCAAUCCCUGGGGCUGCUCUUCAAAGUGCCCAGCAUGGCCAACAAAAUCCAAGACCAAGUUUCAAUCCUGAUGCAGAGGGUUCAGUCAGAGCUGUCUCAGCAAGUCUCAUCUCUGCAGAGUGAUGAGAGGACUGAUGUCAGGGUGAGCUAUGGGAACGAUGCCCUGAUGCCUGACCAGGCCUACAGCUCUGCCCCUCUGGACACUGGCAUGGGCCUGGAAAGACUCGGCUUCAUCCACCCAGAGAGUUUCAACCAACCCAACACCGACAACCAUGCAGUUGAGCCUGUUGACGCUCGUCCACUUCCAGAUAGAGGUCUGCCCACUCAGCCUGUCUCUGCUCUGAGGCCUGAGGAGUUCCAUGAGGUGCGGAUGGAGAAAGGAGAGUGGCAAAGCGCCAGCUAUAGAGUACAUCAUCAAAAAUUGGUGUUCUUUGCUGAGGAUGUUGGCUCCAACAAAGGUGCCAUCAUUGGGCUGAUGGUGGGCGGGGUUGUCAUAGCGACAGUCAUCGUCAUCACUCUGAUCAUGCUGAGGAAGAAGCAGUACACCUCCAUCCAUCACGGAGUCAUCGAGGUGGAUGCUGCAGUGACCCCAGAGGAGCGACACCUGUCCAAGAUGCAGCAGAAUGGUUAUGAGAACCCCACCUACAAGUUCUUCGAACAGAUGCAGAACUAAGGAGCUACCCUUUGAUCCCUCACUGACCCUGAACCCUCCUUAACCCCUCACACCUAGGCCCCGUUGCAUUUUGGUCCCUAAACCCUUCUCCUCGCUCCUACUCUUAAUUUCAAUGGAUCUUAAAGGACUGGAUUGGUGAAACCAGUAUGACUGAAGCUCCACGUAAAUCUAUUGGGUUAGAAAGAGCCGUGGUCAUAUUACUUAUAGCUACCCAGGGGUGGUGAAGGCCAAGGGACUAGGAGGCUAAAUGGAACCAAGCCACACACUCACCAUCUCUUCCUCGUAGAGUGCAGCACAUCAACAUCCAUAGCUGGCAUUAGUCAGACAAGGGUAUCCUUCUUCACCUACACAUUUUUAGCCAAUCACAGGUGAGAUCCUGUAGCGUUUGUACAGAGUAGAGAAACACAUUGAUUUAUCUGUCCAUGUAUCUGUGGGUUGGCCCUCCCCCACAGUACAGCACUCACAUCUCUAAGAGGGCUAAACAGAGGCCUCAUAUACACCUGUAAUCUUCCUCCCUCUGAAGUACUCUCCUCUCCCCCCCCUCCUCCCUCCAUCUCUCCCACUGCCCCUCAGAUGACGGCUGUGCUGUUUUUGGUGAUGAUAUAACAGCUCUUAGUGCUAGUGAAGGGAGGAUGGGCUCAGUCUACCCUGAGCUCCUCUCUGCAGGAUUAUAUCCCAAGAGUUUCAGGUUUGUUUUUCAGGUAAAACAUAUAUACAAAAUAUAUAUAUAUAUAUAUAUAUAUAUAUAUAAUGUCCUCAGAAAUAUGUAAAUGAAGAAAUAUUGAAUGUUUUUAUUUUGUGCAAAAUGUAUUGAAACAAGGCAGAAAAAAGCUGUAACUAUAUGUAGUGCAUGGUGAUAUUGAUGACGGAUAUACAUAGAGAACCUGGCUCCUGUCGUGGGGACUGGGCCUCACAUGUACACUUAGCAGGAUCGAACAUUUUACUGUCUUCUUUUAUCUUGUGAUAUGAAGAGAAAAAAAGUUUUUCAAAUCUG